Messenger RNA from Fusarium odoratissimum NRRL 54006, 1653 nucleotides. RefSeq lists its product as uncharacterized. NCBI's taxonomy places the organism in Eukaryota, Fungi, Ascomycota, Sordariomycetes, Hypocreales, Nectriaceae. The record is from RefSeq and is a predicted model, not a curated record. The coding region runs from base 279 to 1127 and encodes 282 amino acids. The transcript has 3 exons.
CUUGCUUCUGCGACUCCAUCCCCUCGUCUCGUCUGGGGUAUUCAUCUCCUUACGUCAACACGCGUGUUUCUUUAUUAACUUGGCACUUUAACGGAUAGGACGGCUGAGGCGGUGAUUUUGUUUCUUACAUUUACAACACUUUCGCCUUUAAUUUCUGCUUGUUGCGCAGUUUGUGCUCCUGCUCACAAAACCAACGGUUCCAGCGCCAUUGCUGAUUAACACAAGGCUCUGCUUUGUUCUGACUAUAUCCUCCUCGCGUUCAACUUAAAUCAAACGUCAUGGAAUAUUCCGAUGAUUCUGACUUCUACGGGGAUGAUGAUAUGGUCAUGAACCUUAACAACCGUUUACAACGCUUCGAUGUUCAGAGCUGGAUGCUCGAGCAGCAGCAAAGCCCUGGAAGGCCUAUUCCUGACAAGAGCAUCGUUGCCGAAACAUCGCAUCUUCACAAUCCCUAUGCUGGGGUAAAUUAUGCGUGGCAGCUUACCGAGACCGUAGAUCAGUUCCUCGCACGUCUCCCACCCAGGACAACAGACAUCACGGAGGAUACGCCUUGGAUUUUUAUUUGCAAUCCGUAUAUCCCCCGUGUUGAGAAGUCUAUGGGGCAGAACCAACUCAGUAAAGGUAAUGAAGAUGAGGCUCCCGAGGAAGAAGGCAGCAAGACUGCGCUUGUCAUGGAAGGUGGCCUGGAGAGACUAGAACUUCUCUCCAAGUUCAAGGACGGACUGAAGAAAACCAACAAGGUCCUUGCAACACAAGAGCGAGAUAUUCGAAAAGAAAUCAAGAAAGCCUCAGAUGAUAUACUGCACCUGGCGCACGCUGCCAGAGUCCGCGCUGGCAAGUGGAUGUUAUUCUGCACACCAGCAGAAGUAAACGACGUGUGGGAGAUUGUCGCGAAAGCGACUGCCAAAAACGAGCUUGGCAUUGCUGCAAAGGUUGCUCCACGACCAGCCGAUGAGGAUUCUCGAAAAGAUCGACUCAUUUGCGUGUACACGACCGAUUUCGCAGACAAGGCCGACGUUGGCAGGGUGCUUCAGAAGCUGCGAGAGCUCAGAUUGGUUGAAGCUCGAGGAAGACCUAUCUACUAUAAGCCAGGUGAGUCAUGGUUGGUAUUGAUGUCAAUAAAGUGAGGCUGACGCAAGUCGAUAGAUGCAUAUACGUACAUAGGGAUAUCCUCUGGGAAUCCCUGGGGUCUGAAAGCGUCGAUCUAUAAGUCAUCUGACAUCUUCCAGACCUGACGACGCACAACAAAUGACUCAUCUAGCCAGGCAGAACAAGAAGGAAUAUUUCAUCGUGUAUGGAGGUUCAAAAUCAAGAAUCCGAGUGCAUAAUAUAGAGAGAAGCAAAAAAGAAUAGGAUCGUAUCGUCAUGACCUUCAUAACCAAUAUCCUAAACGCCGGUGAUUCCAAAAGAUGCUAAUUCCGCAUGACGCUCAAAUGCUGUCGCUGACCUAUGCCCAGUCCGUCCAUGUCCACCAAUGACUUCCCAUCACUGAACCCCGUAGAAAUGCUAUAAACACCCAUGCAACCGUGAAAGCUUAUACAUCGAUGAUUUCAAGAUCAUUAGCGCUGGCGUCAAGGUCGAUGUACUUAAGCGGCAGAACAAGUCGAUAUGCACUGUUGCCGUUGAGGUAGUAUCGGUGUAGCUUUUUAGUGC